Molecule: messenger RNA, 5175 nt
Organism: Achroia grisella
Lineage: Eukaryota; Metazoa; Arthropoda; Insecta; Lepidoptera; Pyralidae
Product: eukaryotic translation initiation factor 4 gamma 3-like
Exons: 19
Cellular component (GO): eukaryotic translation initiation factor 4F complex
Molecular function (GO): mRNA binding; protein binding; translation initiation factor activity
Source: RefSeq, a predicted model, not a curated record
UUUGUUACAGUGAUUAGUUCAGUUGAUAGUUUUCAAGAAGUUAUCAACCCUCCAACUAGUCAGUACAGUCAGAUAACUGGAGUAGAUUUAUCCAAGACACAGGCAACGAAACUCACAGAGAUUCCUUUCGAGAUUGAUUCUGAUACUAUUCAUAUCAAAGUUGAUAAAGGAAAUAAGCCUGAACCGACAGAACUUGCAGUACCUACUCCUACAGAAUUAUUGUCAGCAGGAAUAGAAAAAGUUGCCAAGGAGUUUCCUGCUGCGCCUGACACAUUUCUUGAAAGUAAUCAAAUAUCUCGUGCAAUACAAGCCCAAGUCAAGUUAACACAAAGUUUAGUCAGCUGUCUUCGCACUAAUCAACCUGAUUCUAAGAUGAAAGAUAUUAAUCUUAAUAAUAAAUCUACUGACUCCGACUCUGCUAAUGGCAAUAGUACAGAUGUGACAAAGAUUGAGACUAAAGAAGAUAUAAAUAAAAAUGAAAAACUUGUGAAGAAUACUAAGAAGAAAUCUGUAAAAAUGGCCAACAGUGAUGCAAAUGUUACUGAGACAGUAUCAUAUGAAAAUGGUAAAAAUGAGACUGAUAAAGUAAGUAAUAUAGAACAGGAGCAGAGUUUGUUAUCAUCAAAGGAAGAAGAGGCUGUGUCUAAACCCACUGAAAUAGCUGUUACUCCUGUGGUAACCAAGUUUACACCUAAACACAAUUAUAGUGAAGAUCAGUGGUCUCCAUUAAAUAAAUCAGGCAAAAGAUGUUAUGAUCUAGAGUUGCUAAAACAAAUCAAAGACGAUCCUCUUUCCAAAAACAAGCCUAACAUACCUCUUUUAGAGACAUGCAAUAUUGUCAGAUCAACUCCAACAUAUGAAAAUAUGCCAUUCGCACCGAUACAACAGAGGCCCAUUAUUAGCGAUACGUUUAUGCCUGCAUUUGGAAAAGGCCCAAAUUUAGUGGGUGUUAUUAGAAGUACUGGUCCUCGUGAUGUUAAGAAAGAUAGCAGAAAUAUGUCAUUGGGAGGCAAAGGAAGCAUGAAAUCAAGUACGAGCCAGAGUGGUAAUAGUGGUGCCAAAGUUAUUCACGUGGUGACAUUAUCGCGUGAAGAGGUGAAGUUAAAUGAAGUUGACUCAGCAUGGAAACCAUCUAGAUUUAGGAAAGAAACUCUUACUGAGGAUGAUUAUAAAACACAAGAUUUGUAUAAGAAGUUCAGAGGAAUACUUAAUAAAUUGACCCCUCAAAAGUUUGACACUUUAUUAGAGAAAGUGAAAACUCUCAAUAUUGAUACACAAACACGUCUCGAGGGUGUCAUUGACAUUGUUUUUGAAAAGGCUAUAGAUGAACCUAAUUUCUCGGAAGCCUAUGCAGCGAUGUGUAACAAACUCUCAAUGCUCAAGGUACCUGCAGAUAAAGCAAGUGCUCCUAACCAAUAUGUAAAUUUUAGAGCACUUAUUAUCAGCAAAUGUCAGAAUCAAUUUGUAACUAAGAAAGUAGAUGAGCAAGUUCUGAAAUUAGAGAAAGAAAAAGCUGAAUGUAAUGAUCCUAACAAAAAGAAGGAACUGCAAUUGAUGCUUAAGGAAGAAAAUAGGCGAGCCAGGAUGCGUUCAGUUGGGAAUGUCAGAUUCAUUGGUGAAUUAUAUAAAUUAAAAAUGCUUACAUCUAAAAUAAUGGUAUACUGUAUGAACCAUUUGAUAGAAGAUGUAUUAGAGGAAGAAAACCUUGAAUGUUUAUGCAAACUGCUUACUACAAUUGGGGAACAAGUCGAGAGUGAAGCAAAAACCCAAUUGGAUUCUGUAUUUGAGAAAAUGCAGAACAUAAUUUAUGGCCGUAAAAGCAACAAAAUUAGUAGUCGUGUUAGAUUCAUGAUUCAGGAUGUAAUUGAAUUAAGGAAACGAAGAUGGGUUGUUAAGAGUGUAGUAGAUUCACAACCUAAAAUGAUGGAUCAAAUUCAAAAAGAAGCUGAGCAGCAGCAACGUGAAAUUGAGUUAAAAAACGCCAACCCUAUGGGUGGUUUCCGAAAUCGUGAUGAAGGUGGUCGUGGCAAACGUGGUGAAGGCAGAAGACAGAACUCUAAUUCCUUCCAAAUGGAUAAUAGCAAUAAUUGGACACAUACCAAACGUUAUACAAUAGAUACUUCCAAGUUAAAAGCUGUUAAUUUAACAAGUAAUAAAAAUUUAAGUACUGUUAAAUUGGCUCCUCCUGCAUGGAGCCCUGCAUUCAGUACUAAAACUGCAGCACAAAUUAGUAGUAACAGCAUGGUUGGUCUUACUAACAACAAGUAUAGUGUUUUAGAAAUGCAGCCAAACGAUUCUAGUCCCAUCAAAGGAAGCAAAGAUACAUCCCCAACCUAUCAGGCAAAAGGUGCUUCCAUUGAGAGGUCGACAUUUACUAGAAGUGAUUUCAGCAGCGGCAGCGGCAGCCGUCCAGGUUUAGUGGGUACAGCUCUAUCCAGCUCGGGUAGUCGCAGCGUAAGCGCUGCACCUCCUACCCCACCAGUCAUUGCUGAGAUUCCAGGACCUGUUACAGCAGCUGUUCCACAGGAUCCACUGCCAGAAAACAAGAAGAAGUCUGUUCAUGCAAUGAUUAACCUCGCUCUUUUGAACCCUGUUGACGAUGAGUUGAUACAUGAAAUACAAAGAUUUGAUACAAGAAAUCAUGCUGCAGUUGUUACGGAAAUACUCAACAUGGCACUGGAGAAAUCCCAGAAAGAAAUAAACACUAUAGCGAAGUUACUCUUACAUUUGGUUUCAACAAAUACUAUCUUACCAGUUCAUUUUGAAUUGGGCAUAACAGAAACUUUAGAAUUUGCGCCUGAUUUGUAUAUUGAUAUACCCAUGUUAUAUGAAUAUUUAGGAGUGAUCAUUGCGCCGCAUAUUGAAAAGAGGCACAUCACACUACUUCAAGUGUUUAGGCUUUCUGAAAAUAUUAAAUCUGCGAAACAAGGACAUUUACUACUAAAAGCAAUAAUAAGAGAGUUAAGAGAUAGCAUGGGACCUACUUUUGCAAAAAGUAAAUGGCUGGAAUCCAAUCUUCAGUUUAAUCAAUGGAUGCAUGAUGACCAGGUAACGUCAUGGCUAGCAGAUAAUAAAUUUGAAUUUUUGGAAGGAGUUACAAAAUCUGAAGAUUCAAAGAAAAUAUUAACUCCAUCUGAGACACAGAAGAAAUUACUUCAACUUCUGAAUUCAGAUGAGAAUUGCGAUUGUAUAAAAGGCUGGGUACAUGAUAACUUGGGCAAGUCGUCGACUGAAGAUUGGUUUAUGAGGUCUCUAAUUCAAGCCAUUUGCGAACAUGCCUUAUUUGGCCCUGAAGGGCGCGAUAUACCUCAUUUUAAUCAAGAACGUAUGAAUAAAUACGCUGGACUUAUAAACGAAUUUGGUGAAUCGAAGAACGCGAGAGAAGCUAGUUGUUUAGUCGGAAUACAACAGCUCAUACACAGGCUAGAACACCCACAAGGGUUGACAUUGCAAAUUUUCCAAUAUUUGCAUGAACAAUAUAUUAUUACAGUAGAAGGAUUUGUAGCUUGGGAGGAAUCUGAACUAGAGCCUGAAGGCAAAGGAGUAAUGAUGAAGGCGCUCACGUCGUUCUUCACGAACAUUAAGGAGGCGGACGAGGCCGACUCGUGCAGCGAGGACUGACGCGGGCCUCCAGCUGCGGCAGUGCUGCCUCGGUCACCGCCGCCGCCGCCGCCGCCAUCCUCCACUUCUACUCUGGCGCUCGCGUCCGAUUCACCCGCUUAUAUCUUCUAUAUUUUUAUAUAUUAGAAACAUCCUACGUGGAACUCAUAGAAUAUUUUAUAUUAACUAUUAUAGUAAUGCUUAAUCUAACAGAAGCUAGAAGAAAGAUGUAUAAUAUUUUUUAAAGCGAUUGUUAUUUAUCAAGACAUCAAUGACAAAACCAGAAUAAAAUGGGCUUUUCCAUUAAUAUAAAUAUAUUUUAUUGUUCAAUAGAUAUUUGCAUUGAUUCACUUCUUUUAGUAAUCAGAAAAAUAACAAUGUACCAAAAUUAUAAAUUUUAUAUUUGACUAUUAAUAAAAUUUUUGGACUUAUUAUGGAAAAUUUCUGAUCAUAAAUACUGUUGAUAUAUUUAAAAAUUGCAAUACUUUUGGUCACUUGCAUUGCUUUUCAACAGAACUUUUAUUUCUAUAAUUAUACUGGUCUCAUUAAAAGUUUUAUAUUGUGAUGUCAUAUUGUAACUAUUUUAUCCUAUUUUUCUAUUAAAUAUUUUAUUACUUUAUAAAGUUUGUAAGUUUUCGUGACUAUAACUAUUACAAUUGAACUGACAAAAUAAUUAUUUCGUUUUCAAUUUUACAAUACUAGUGUAUUUGACGCCCACAUGUUAUUUUAUCAGAAGUCUUUUGAUAUCAUUUGAAUUUUUAUGCCUACAAUUUACUACGUUUACAUUAUGGUGUAAAGGAUUUUUAUAAACGCUAUGUAUUAUUUAAAAACGGCAUGUCUUAUAUUUGUUGGAAGUUUAACUGGCCAAAAGUAUUUCAAUAACUUACUAAAUUUCAGUACAAAAGAGUUCUUUCAGAAUUAUGUUAUUAAUAAAUUAUAGUUAUCUGAUCGUAUCACAAAAUUAUGUAGGUUUAUAGAAAAAAUUAUGUAUCAUAUUUUAUUAUAUUAACAAUCAACCUGCUAAUGAUAAGUUUAAGACAUAGUUAAAUCGACAAAAUAAUAUUUUCUAAGGCUUAUUCUCUGUUAGCCAGAUGAAUAUAUUAUUUUCUUCAUUUAUUGCAAAAGGGACGUAUCUAUUCACUAUUUUAUUUAACGCAAGUUAUAACUUGUAUGACUUGUAACAUGGGUAGCAUGUUAAGUUUAUUUUAUAUUAAUUUCGUUGUGACAACUGUUAUCUGGCCAUCAGAGAAUACCCCGCACUAAGCAAUACAGAAAUCAAAGUGAUUCAUAUAAAAAGACUAGCAAUGAUAAUGGAGUACCUAAUUAGUAAUUAUUAGUGCUAUAUAUUUCAUUUUGUACUUUAUACAAGUGCUUAUGAAUUAUAAUGCGGAGACUUACAAUAGUUAAAUCUGUGUGGCAACUAAAGCACCAAUAAUGUAAUCCUAAGCAAUAAUCAUGUAUCAUAAUCAAGAGUUUAAUAAAUAUAUAAAUUUAAUAAAUAUAUAGAUAAAACUAGAUGACUGUAUUUGCUAUAUGGUGUUGUAAUUAGGCAUGGAUUUUAUUAAUCACGUGAUU